This is a messenger RNA of Mytilinidion resinicola, 1434 nucleotides long. RefSeq lists its product as uncharacterized. NCBI's taxonomy places the organism in Eukaryota, Fungi, Ascomycota, Dothideomycetes, Mytilinidiales, Mytilinidiaceae. The record is from RefSeq and is a predicted model, not a curated record. The annotation marks the transcript as partial. The transcript has 2 exons.
GCAACUUCCGAGACGACCUCAGGCAACAAGGCUUACUUCUGAUAACGAUACUUCCUCACGAGGCUACCCGCUACGCAGAAGGUAGGCUUCCUUCAGCCUUUCCGGGGGAUGCAUGAAUACGCCCAACGCCCGUCAUGUCAGCCAAUGAACGCAGACCGCAUCCCAUUACUUUUGCCUAUGACGAUGUCUAAGAUAUCGCCAUUCCGCAGCCCUUCGACCGCCUAGGCACCCUUUUUGGUGCUCGAUUCGAAACCCCAACCUUGAGAUAGGUCACGUUCAAACCUGAAGACUCUCCCAAUGGCGGAUCCGUUCACGAUCAUCGGAACAACCGGCGCUGUAGUCGGGAUCAUCGACGUGCUCGGAAAGAGUAUCUCAGCCUUGCGUGAGAUCCACGAAAGAUGGAAGGAUGCAGACUUCAUGCUUCUCAAUUUGGCCGCUCAACUCACUGCUCUCAGAGCUGCAUUGCGAGAGAUUCAGACAUGGAUAGAUUCGAAAACCGGCGAACCGCAUCAUCAAUUGGUCAUGGAUCUGGACUUGUCAAUGGCCUGUUGCAAAAUGCUGGUUGCGAAGAUUGACAAGUCUAUCUCGGAGCUUCAAGUAACGGCAGCUCACAACCUAGAUUUCGGGAGCAAAAUCAAAGUCGUAUUCGGGAACAAGACCAUGGACAGCUUGCAAAAGAUGGUAGAGCGACAGACAAAUGCCUUGACGCUGCUGCUUUCGGCGUGCAAUUGUAACACAUCAAGGGAGCAAAAAGCUCUUCUGGCAAAACCUACUACCCGGAAAAUGUUCAAGCAAGUUCGGGACGAUUCCUCGUCGCUCUAUGUUCUCUGCGAUUCAUCAUCACUUUAUAGUCGAUGUACAGACAAUCUUUCCAAAAUCUCAAUGAUCUUCCAGUUCGACCGCGAACUCUUCUUAUCAAGACCAUACAGCCGAGCAAUACGUAGCUCUGUGAGAGAUAGCCUUAGACAAACGUUGAUGCUUUCAAGACUAUCGAAGGUCAGCAAAGGACGAGGCAGGGCAGUAGACGAGGACCCAGAAUCUGCCUCUCCUGUACCGAACACCAAAUACAGGAUCUUACUAAGCGAAAAGCCCCAUGUCAACCUCGUUCAGGACAGGUUCUAUACGCAGACACACCAUAACUAUUGCAACUAUAUGACAUUUCCCCAAAAGAUUCUCGUAGAGUCACGAGACGUUGUGAGGAGGCAGAUUCUGAAGUGUAUAAAAGUUAUGAUAGAUAUCCGUUCUAGAACCCCGACUACAGAGCAAGACAAGAAACUUGAUGGACUUGUUGAAAGGCUAAGGCAAGAAAUGCGGAAAAUUGGGCCAGACGAUGCCGAGAUUUCAUCUGAAGUUGCCACGGCAAUUAGUGCAUUAUGUGCCGUUGAGAAUUUCGUGACACUUGUUCCUCGGAUGCCAAAGACUAUUACUCACGAC